UUCCUCGCCAGAAAUACACAAUGAAGCCCGCACGCUUCACCCCCGCCCUCCUGCCGUCCCUCUAGCGACGUUCCCGGUGACGGGAAUUCAUGGCCAUAUCGCAAAGCCUCAUGCUUGUUGAAUGCGCGUCCCCGCAGCCGGUCCAUUGCCGCUGCCGAUAGCCCCUUAGCACAAGGCUCCAUAGUCGCUCCUUACGACCAGGCUGAUAAAGAUAAGAGAAACGCGCUGUGAGAAUCUCACUGAAAUGCUGCAAUUACGGAUGACGAAAAGAGAGCGGGAAUUGAUGGCAGUUCGGCGAAAAAGGACCAGGAUGGCCGACUUCCCUUAUCAACCGCGUGCCUCGCUCCCCACAUUGAUCCCGCGCCAACUUCUCGGGUGCUUCGCGUUUUUCCUCCUGCUAAUCGCGUCUGUCGAGGCUGUCUAUACCGGGGACAAGUUCGCGACGAUCCAGGCGAGCGGAGUGGCGCGCAAGACCCGCAGGCCCGACAUUGUGGUGGCACUAGACGGUACAGGCGACUAUAAAACCGUGCAGGAGGCGCUCGAUAACGCGUCGUCUGGACGGCGGGGCCGAUUCACCAUCAUUUACAUAAAGGCGGGAGUGUAUAACGAGACCCCAACUACGCCCAAGACGCUGCACCACGUGGCGCUGGUGGGCGAGAAGGGCAGCGGUGGCGGCGGCGGCAGCGGCGUGACGAUAACGGCGGCGCACUACGCGGGCGAGGAGGGCACGGAGGUGGCGAUGAACACGGAGACGAGCAGCACGUUCAAGCUCUGGGCCACGGACUUCCUUGUGCAGCACAUCACCUUCGAAAACAGCCACGGCCCGGGCGUCAAGGGCGGCAAGGAGGAUCAAGCGGUGGCGCUAAUGGUGAAGGGCACUCGCAUCCAGUUCUACGAAUGCACCUUCAUUGGAUACCAGGACACUCUGUACGCGCACAGCGGACUGCAGUACUACAAGAACUGCGUCAUCCAGGGGCGCAUGGACUUCGUGUUCGGCAAUGCCAAGGCGGUGUUCGACGACUGCACCUUCCGCCUCGUCUACUGGGGCGGAGCGUAUUUCGCGCAGGCGCGGGACGCGGGGGAGGAAACGGGGUUCGUCAUCCGCGGGGGGAUCCUCACCCCGUACGGCAGCAAAGGGCCCAUCCGCCCGGGUUACCUCGCGCGCUCCUGGGGGGAUCGCUCCACGGUCGUUUUCGCGAACACGUUUUUCGCCAAGGACGCCGUUCGCGAGGAGGGGUGGGGUUUCGUGAGCGGUUACAACAAAACGGAGGGGCUGAAUUUCGGAGUCUACAAUUGCAGAGGUCCCGGGUUCAACACCUCGGGGUGGCGAGAUUUUGCGAAAAUUAUGACACCAGCGGAAAUCCGACCCUACCUGGCGAAUAAGUACAUCAACGACAUCGGAUGGAUUGCGGAUCCGGGGAUCCUGCUGGGGGGGGUGGGGGAGGAGCUGAGUGCGCGCACGGUGAGCGCCAUGUGGGGCGCGGGGAACUCGAGGCAGAACAAGAAGAAGGGGAAGAAGCGGGGGAGCCGAGGUGCUGGUGGCAGCCAUGGCAGCGGUGGCAGCAGUGAGAAGAAACCAAGAAAGUCCCCUUCUCCUUCCCCUGCGCACUCUCCUUCCACGCCUUCCUCCCCCUCCCCGCAUCCGCCGUCCCCUUCCCCAUCACCCAACCCUCUGCCAAAGAAACCGGUCACAUCAGUCCCAGCACCUACCAAACCUGCACCCAAACCCGCACCCAAACCUGCACCCAAACCUGCACCCAAACCUGCACCCAAACCUGCACCCAAACCUGCACCCAAACCUGCACCCAAACCUGCACCCAAACCUGCAACAAGGCCAGCAUCUCCCGUCCCCAAAACUCCCGUCCCCAAAACUCCCAUCCCCAAAACUCCCGUCCCCAAAACUCCCGUCCCCAAAACUCCCGUCCCCAAAACUCCCGUCCCCAAAACUCCCGUCCCCAAAACCCCGGUUACUUCAGUUCCCAAAGCCCCGGUUGCGCCAAAGCCCAAAACCCCUGCGGUGCCCGCACAGCCUAAGAGACCGGUGGUGCUGCCUCCCAAGAAGACUCCCCCUGCUGCUGUGGUGCCUCCUAAGCCUGCUACUCCCGCUCCCAAGGUCCCUGUACCAAAGGUGCCUGUAACAAAGCCUCCUGUUCCCAAGGUGCCUGUAGCCAAUUCUCCUGUAAUGAGGCCGCCUGUAACGAAGGUGCCUGUAACGAGGCCGCCUGUAACGAAGGUGCCUGUAACGAGGCCUCCUGUAACCAAGGUGCCUGUAAGCAGUCCUGGGGGGAUACCCAGGUCCCCGGUAGGUAAGCCCCUGCCUGUGCCUGCCAAAACCCCUGGCACAUCUCCCACUGCUCCAGCCGCCCCCAUCCCUGCCAGACCGCUUCCCAAGGUUGUUCCCAGGCCUGUCACCAGGCCAGUCACCAGGCCUGUCACCAGGCCAGUCACCAGGCCUGUCACCAGGCCAGUCACCAGGCCUGUCACCAGGCCAGUCACCAGGCCUGUCACCAGGCCAGUCACCAGGACUGUCACCCGGCCAGUCACCAGACCUGUCACCACGCCUGUCACCAGACCUGUCACCAAGCCUGUUACCCGACCCCUAACCCAGCCCAAGGUGCCUGCCCCUGCAGCUGUCCCCACCCCCAAGCGCCCACUUGUAACCCCUCCGCCAGGCACCACCACCACCCCUGUCACUGGAGGUCUUCCCACCACCACCAGGCGGCCUGUUGCUGCCGUGCCCGUGCCUAAGAGGCCCGUUGCUGUUGUGCCGCAGAAACCUGCUGCUGCUGUGCCGGUGGCUAAGAGGCCCGUUGCUGUUGUGCCCAAGAAACCUGCUGCUGCUGUGCCGGUGCCCAAGAGGCCUGUUGCUGUUGUGCCGCAGAAACCUGCUGCUGCUCUUCCCCGAAGGCCCGUUGCUGUUGCGCCCCAGAGGCCUGCUGCUGCUGUGCCAGCGGUUUCCAGAAAGCCUGCUGCUGCUUUACCACUGAGGAGGCGGCCUGUGGCGGUGGUGGUCCCUGCUAGACCGACACGACCCGUAGUCACCCCGGUGCCUAAAUCCCCUGCCGCUGCCACCGUGCCAGCAGCACCUGCAGCAGCUGCAGCAGCUGUGGUACCAACCCCUGGUGCUGGAGGAAGGGCUGUUGUUGCUGCAGCAAAGACGGCGGCUGGUGAUAGGAGGACGGCGACUGGUGCAGAGGUGCUAAGAAGGAGCGGAGGGGCAUCUCGGAACGGGGCGGCGUUGAACAACCAGCAGCAGCUGCAGGCGUGGGAGAUGCGGCAGCGGCGCUGGCGGCGCCAGCAGAACCGCCAGCAGAACCGUCAGCAGCAGCAGCAGUGGCAGAAGCGGAAGGGUCAGCAGCAGGCGAGUGCAGCAGCUGCAGCAGGCGGAGGAGGAGGAAGGAUAGGGGGAGGCCUGGCAGGUGCUGCUGGUGCUGGCACCUCUGCGGGUGAGGCUGGUUACGGGGCGAGCAGAGCAGUGUUAGUAUCAGGUAAGACCGCAGUGAGAGGAGGACGGGGAAUGAGCCCCGGGUGGCGAAAGUUUCUAAGGAAAUGGGCGAGAAUAGCAGUCUGAGAGAGAGAGAGGCUGCAGGCUGCAAUCGUGCGUUGACGCCCUAAGGGUGUGCACACCGACGUCCACGUGGGAAGGAAGGGGGAAUUGGAAUCGGAUGGUAAAGAGAAAAAUGGGUCAUACUACAAGGGAGGUGCACACACCGACGUACCGGUACCAUCGGGAAUGUGCAUGCUGUUCUAAGAGGAUUGGAUUGUAAUAAUUUGACAGGUGUUGCAGGAGACUAAGUAUAGAAUCUGCAAACACGAACACUUGGAAAACCUCAAGUGUUAGCCUAGGAUCUUUACUGGAAUAGUAGACUAGUAAGACAGCGGAAGUCUUGUAAAAGUGAACCUGAGUAUAUAAU
Messenger RNA from Closterium sp. NIES-67, 3914 nucleotides. NCBI's taxonomy places the organism in Eukaryota, Viridiplantae, Streptophyta, Zygnematophyceae, Desmidiales, Closteriaceae. The record is from the annotation of a GenBank genome assembly.